UUGGCCACGCUCGCUGAGCCGCGCUUUGUGCCCCCGGGUCCACUCGGCAGCCCUGAGGCGGCGAGGCCGGUCGGAGUCCGAACAGAACCCCACAUUCUGGAGCAAGCGGCUUUCUGCUUACUGGAAGGAUUGCAGAACAGAAGACAUUUUGCAGCUGAGAAGAUGGGAAACUCAGCUAAACAGAAAAGAAAAGAGGACGUAAAUGUGGGCAUGGUGCUGGUCAAGAUGGCAUGCGUGUGCUGGAAUCUGCUGGUGCUCCAGGCGUUUUUGGCGGAUCUGGCCCUCGUCCACGGGGCGGAGAGAAGCUCCCCGAUCCUGAACGUUGCAGUCAUUUUGGGAAGGACCCCGAGUGUCACAGAAAGAGACAUUCGUGCUCUCAGCAGCCGGGACAUGGCCGGGAGACUCCCCACUGACGUUAACGUGGUGCCCCUCCUGAUCAACCAGACCGACCCCAAGAGCAUCAUCACCCACAUCUGCGACUUGAUCUCGGGCACCAGGAUCCACGGGGUGGUUUUCGGAGACGACACCGGCCAGGAGGCCGUUGCCCAGAUUCUGGAUUUUAUCUCCUCACAGACUUUUAUCCCCAUCCUGGGCAUCCACGGGGGCUCCUCCAUGAUCAUGGCAGAGAAGGAUGAGAUGUCUACCUUUUUCCAGUUUGGGGCAUCCAUCCAACAGGAGGCCAUCACCAUGCUGAAGUUCAUGCAAUACUACGACUGGCACAUAUUCUCCGUGGUGACCAGCACUUUCCCUGGCUACCGGGACUUCAUUGGCUUCGUCAAGUACACCGUGGAGAACAGUUUUGUCGGCUGGGACAUGCAAAACGUGGUCACCCUCGAUGCGGCCGUUGGAGAUGCCAAGUCCACAAUUCAGCUGAAGAAGAUCCAUUCUUCGGUCAUCCUGCUCUAUUGCUCUACAGAUGAGGCCACAUACAUCCUGGAGGAAGCCCGUUCCCUGGGCCUGACGGGCUAUGACUUUUUCUGGGUUGUCCCCAGCUUGGUCAGUGGGAACAUGGAAACCCCACCUGACAAUUUUCCUUCAGGGCUGAUUUCAGUGGCCUAUGAUGGAUGGGACUACAGUUUGGACGCUCGGAUCCGGGAUGGCCUUGGGAUUAUUACAACGGCCGCUGCAGCCAUGCUGGAAAAAUAUUCCUUCAUCCCUGAGGCGAAGACCAGUUGCUACGGGCAGUCAGAGUACAACGAACGCCCCUCUCACAUGCUUCACAAGUUUAUGAUGAACGUGACCUGGAAAGGCCGAGACUUAUCCUUCACUACGGACGGCUACCAAGCACAGCCGCGGCUCGUGGUCACCGUCCUCAACCAGACCCGGGCCUGGGAGAAGGUGGGCGAAUGGGAGAACCAGACGCUGACGCACAAAUACUCCGUGUGGCCGCGGUUCAACUCUUUCAAUGACAGCGUCCCAGACCACAACCACCUCAGCAUCGUCACCUUGGAGGAGGCUCCCUUCGUCAUCGUGGAGGACAUGGACCCUUUGACGGAGACCUGUGUGAAGAACACAGUGCCUUGCCGGAAAUACGUCGUCAUCAACAACAUCACCAAAGAAGGAAAGAACCUGAAGAAAUGUUGCAAAGGGUUUUGCAUUGACAUCCUGAAGAAGCUCUCAAGGACCAUCCAGUUCACCUAUGACCUCUAUCUUGUGAUCAAUGGGAAGCACGGGAAAAAGAUCAACAACGAGUGGAAUGGAAUGAUCGGGGAGGUGGUCAAGAAGCAAGCCGUGAUGGCGGUUGGGUCCCUCACCAUCAAUGGCGAGCGCUCAGAGGUGGUUGAUUUUUCGGUGCCCUUUGUGGAAACUGGAAUCAGUGUCAUGGUCUCCCGGAGCAACGGCACCGUUUCUCCCUCUGCUUUUUUAGAGCCCUUCAGCGCGUCUGUCUGGGUGAUGAUGUUCGUCAUGCUGCUGGUCGUGUCAGCCAUCGCCGUCUUUGUCUUUGAGUACUUCAGCCCGGUGGGCUACAACCGCAACCUGGCCCAGGGGAAAGAUGCUCACGGGCCCUCCUUCACCAUCGGGAAGGCCGUGUGGCUCCUGUGGGGCCUGGUGUUCAACAACUCUGUGCCGGUGCAGAACCCGAAAGGCACAACCAGCAAAAUCAUGGUCUCGGUCUGGGCCUUUUUUGCGGUCAUCUUCUUGGCCAGCUACACAGCCAACCUGGCUGCCUUCAUGAUCCAGGAGGAAUUUGUGGACCAAGUCACGGGGCUGAGCGAUAAGAAGUUCCAGCAGCCCUACGCCUACUCCCCUCCUUUCCGGUUUGGGACUGUCCCCAACGGGAGCACCGAGAGGAACAUCCGCAACAACUACAAGGAGAUGCACGCUUACAUGGUGAAGUACAACCAGAAGGGAGUGGAGGACGCUUUGGUCAGCUUGAAAACCGGGAAGCUGGACGCUUUCAUCUAUGACGCAGCAGUGCUGAACUACAAGGCCGGGCGGGACGAAGGCUGCAAGCUGGUGACCAUCGGCAGCGGCUACAUCUUUGCCACCACGGGCUAUGGCAUCGCCCUGCAGAAGGGGUCGCCCUGGAAGAGGGCCAUUGACCUGGCGCUGCUACAGUUUGUGGGAGACGGGGAAAUGGAGGAGCUGGAGACCCUCUGGCUGACCGGCAUUUGCCACAAUGAGAAGAACGAGGUCAUGAGUAGCCAGCUGGACAUCGACAACAUGGCGGGCGUGUUUUACAUGCUGGCCGCUGCCAUGGCGCUCAGCCUGAUCACCUUUGUGUGGGAGCACCUCUUUUACUGGAAGCUCCGGUUCUGUUUCACUGGGAUGUGCUCCGAUCGGCCAGGGCUGCUGUUCUCCAUCAGCAGGGGGAUCUACAGUUGCAUCCAUGGGGUCCACAUUGAGGAGAAGAAAAAGUCUCCCCACUUCACCCUGACCAGUUCUCAGAGCAACAUGUUGAAGCUUCUGCAGACGGCCAAGAAUAUGACCAACGUGAAUCCCGGGCGAAUCAAUUCUCCACAAAGAGCAGCUGAGUUCAUCCGCCGUGGAUCAUUGAUGAUGGACCUGAUGAUGGAAAAGGGCAGCUUCAUCUUCUCUGACAACAACCGCCCUCUGACCCCCAAGGAGAAGGUCUUUAGUGACAAUACGAAUGAGCUGCAGUCCUUCUCUGCAAACCGCCACCCAGAUAAUCUCAACAACUACAUCUUCCAAGGGCCGCAUCCCCUCACACUGCACGAGUCCAACCCGAACACGGUGGAGGUGACCAUGGCAGCAGAGGCCAAGGAGAACUCCCGCCCGAGGCAGCUGUGGAGGAAGUCGCUGGAAUCGCUGCGCCAAGACUCCCUCCGGCAGAGUCACGGUACUCAGAGGGACGAUGGCACAGGGGGAAGCCGGCGGCACUCCCUGAAGGGCCCCAGGUACCUCCCUGAAGACGUCCACUCAGAUGUCUCCGACUCCUCAAGCAGAGCCACCGGCCACACGGAGGGGGAGAGCAACAGCAAACCCCUUAAGACCAAGGACAACGUGAAGAAGAGGCCGGCAUCAAAAUAUCCCAAGGAUUGCAGCGAGGUGGAGCUGACCUAUCUGAAGAGCAAACAGUCUUUACCCCGAGACAAAAUUUACAUCAUCGAGGCAGACAAACAGCACAGUUUCCACCUAGAUGUCCCCCCCGAGUAUGUAGAGAACAUUAUCCUUCCUGAGUCAGCUGAGUUUUCCAACCUCUAUCAGGAUCGCAACGGCAACUACCGAGGGUCUGAGCAGAGUAACCAGGUUCCCCUGCCCAACGAGGAAAGUCUUCCAAGUAACGACCAGUACAAGCUCUACCCAAAGCACUACGGCACAAAAGACAAGAACGUGGCCUACGACGAAGCAAAUGAGCAAUACCAGCAGAAGGCCACCCACUGCCGGAGCUGCCUAACCAGCCUGCCCAGUUACGCAGGGCACUACUUGAGCCGGUCACCCUACCGGUGCGGUGCCUGCGUGCGGAUGGGCAGCCUCUACGACAUCGAGGAGGGCCAGAUGCUGCAGAGCCCUGCCAACUCCAGGCCCCGGGAAGAACCGUGCCAGCAGGACUGGGCCCAGGAGGACAAAACCCAGCUGCCCCGGAAGAGCAAGCUGCAAAUCAGCCGGCAGCGUUCGUUCGACAACCUCUUCAGUAAGCAUCGGGACGGCAACGGGGGCAGGACGGCCCGUAGCAUCAGCCUGAAGGAAAAAGAGAGGCUCCUGGAAGGGGGCCCCUACGCCACCCUAUUCAGGGCGCCCCAAAGCAAACACUUGAGCGGCAAGCUCCCGCUUUUCACACGCACGUUGGACGACGGGAAGAGGAUCAAGUCCCUGUAUCUGGAGUGCUCGGAAGAGAACCCUUUUCUUCGUUCUUAUUGCGAUGACCAGCACUUGGUCCCGGCACCGAGUCCGGCCGGCCUGCACAGACAGCCGGCUUAUGACAGCGUCUCCCGGUCGUCGGUUAAAUCGACAGCCUCGUACUGUUCCAGAGAUGGCCGGGUCCACAACGACGCGUGUGUUUCGGAGCACGGGAUGCCUUACGUUGCCCCUCAGAAUAGCACGUACUCUGCUCCACGAGGGCUAAACUCCUGCAGCAAUAGACGUGUGUAUUAUAAGAAGAUCCCUAGCCUGGAAUCAGACGUGUAACGCUGAUCUCUGGGGAGCCCGGUUGCCAGCCCCUCACAGGCCAAAGAGGGCAGCCCUUAGCAGAGCGUUGGAGAAGGGGGAAGAGUCCGGUUGCCUUGCGUAGAUCACAUUCCCAUGUGCUUAGUUCCACCAGAAAGAAGGAGCAGGAAGAGGCCAUGGGAAGGGACAGCCCACUCCCCAAGAGCCACUGCACGGACUACACUAUCCAUAGUUCUGUCUCCCCCCUCCCCCGUCAAUUAAGUUUGGCACAAAAAUCUCUUGCUCCCCUAGUAGAGUUCCAAUUCUUGGUCCAAAGGAAUAGCCAUGCAAACGAAGGCUGAUCUGUAGAGCAGAUUUGCCCCCCCCCCCGGAUGGUUUAAAGCAGGACACGAGUGGCCACCAUGGAUGGUCACUGAAUUGGGAAAAAGCGGCGCCCCUUGUUGGCAACUAUGUUAUUUUUCUAUCAGGAUGGUUCUUUUACCCCGUCGGUUGGACUCCGUCCUUCUAGCACUUUCGCCCCGUGUAAUUCUGCCCUCCCAAAUUUUAUUUUUUAACAGAGAAUAAGCAAUAUGGUAUGCAUGUACUUUGACACAGAACAAAAGCUAAACAAAAAAAAAAAGUUUAAGAAUGCAUUUGCACACUUACUGUGGUAAGACUCAUCCAAGAGAUUAGAAAGAUAGCCUUUUUUUAAACAAACAACUAUAUAUCGCUAUAGCUCUAUGAUUUAGCCUCAUAUUUAUUUUUAAACACAGACAAAAGAAAGCAAAAAAACCCAACAAAACAAAAACCAAACCUCAGGGCCCAUGAAUGGAAUCAAUAUUGUUUUCAUCUGUAUAUGUCUUGCAGAAAGCCAGCUGCAAUUCACCAUGGACUCCUCCUCCUCCUCCUCCUCCUCCUGAUCUCAUGGCAAGGAAAGAUUGCUGAAGCAGGUCACCGGCUCCACGCUGGAGCUUCAACUAGGAAGGGGAGGGGACUUGUCUCAGGAAAGGAGGGCCAGUGAACCCCCUCCUGCUCCUGUCUAAGAGAGCAGAGAGAUCCUGAAGUGCAACUCCAGACCAGGAUGGGGCAGAGGGUGGCCGGGUGAGAGGCCCCUGGGUCUUCUUGGACCUGCUGACAAUCUGGAGGAGGCCCCGGUCUAGGCGUCCAGAGGCCCAGACAGGAACCAGGUGCUGGAAGGUCUUUGCUGCCUAAACCACCCUGCAGAGAGGAUCCCAGUGGAGGUUCCGGAAGCGUGGGAUUUACUCUCGUAAUUAUGCCAAAGUAAGAGCCAGUUGGGUAUGCCCCCAAAAUAAGCAUGUGAGAACAGCUUCUCGGUUUAGACAACCCUCGAUCUUUUGAGUGAGGCUAAGCAUUGGUUUGCACAUUUCAGUCCCCCUUGGUAACUCAGCCCCAACUUCAUUCUACAGGACUUUCCUUGGCAAGGAAAAGAACAGGACACCCUUUGUCCAGUCGGAUUCUCUGUGCUACACCACCAGGUGUAGUGGGAUCAGGGCAGGGGAAAGGAAGUGGGGGUUGGCUGAUAUUUUGAGGAAGCUUUUGAGAGGGUAGGUGGUGAUGAAGGUAGCCACCACACAAGGAGACUCGAGGUAGCCUUGUCCCAAUUGCUGCGUUGGGUUCUGAGGCUCUAAAGCAAGAGGAGCUGUUCCUGGGAGAUUGUCCCCUGAUGGUGGAAGUCAUGUCUGUUUGCUGUAGUUUUUGAAAAGAUGGGCAUUUUUGCACUUUAAGGAUGGACCUGGAUAGGAAGCCCGCCAGAGCUGAUGUUACGGAAGCACUUGAGUCUCAAAGGAACCUUGUUGCUUUGGGAAUGAUAAGGGUGGAUCCCAGUAUGGUCAACAGCAUCCAGGAAGAAUGAUUUCCCAGAGUGGAAGACCAUAUUUGCAAUUAAAAGCAGGGUGAUCAGCAACCGAGUGGUUUGGAUCAAAAUGUAGGAGGUUUUAGAAUCCCUGCUUAUAAAUAAUGUAGCUUCAUCACGAAGCUGUCACCCUAUGGUGUCCCUCCACCCCCUGCAGGACCAACCUUGUUAUGGUCUGGAUACCCCCUUGGGCCCUCUUCUUUUGCUGGUGAGACACAUUUGGAGCAGAAACCAAAAACAAGAGGAGAUGCUGGAACCCUCAUUGGCCCAAGGCAUUGGACCCUUUGGAUGUUGGUUUCUGUGCCCCAUCGAUUUUCUCUUAUUUCACAGCUCCUUCUGUAACCAAAUUAGUUUGUUGGAACUGCGCUGCCCAACUUCACAGCUAGAAGGUCUUCAUACCUGUGGAAGGAUAGCAUUUUUCAGUUUUGGUGUAGGGGGCAGAUACAUCUGCACAGCUGGUAGACCUCAUAAUCUAACUCAAUACCUAAGGUUUUCACGUGUUUGCAUCUCAAUGGUGGUAUCUCAGGGCUUAAUAGUAUCUGUCUUCUUGUCUCCUCACCUUGAUUCAAAAGACACACAGACACAGGCACUUUCAUUAAAAUAGUUGCAACUUACAAUGUUGGAGGAACUCCACCUUGAGUAACCAUGCCCACUUCUUAAUUCCCAGCACCAACAGCCAUAUGUACGGAAUGGACUUCACUGGGAAGAGAGUGUUUCGUCUGCCAAUAGCCUAGGAGCAGCUCUGUAAUAAUGACUUACUUUGUUUUCAGAAUAUCACCAUCAUCUGUCUGUAUGUUUGGAACUUUCAUUGACUUCUCUAAACUUGUUUAUUUUAAAUAUGUAAUAUAUGCACCUAACUUGCAUAAUUUAGUAACCUUGGAGUAGCAAGGAGAAGUUCACCCAAGUCUUCCUAAAUUAGGGACCCACUCCAGGUUUGGUCUGUGGGUGGUUUUACACACUUGCGUUUGAGGCGACUGUAUAAAACCUGCACUGUGAAUACAUGUCAGUUCAACGUGAAAAGCAGGAAGAGAAACGUGAACUAAAUCUAAAGAUUUCAGGCAUCCAUUUGCCCUCCUGCUGCAACUUCAGAUGCAGGUGGGGGUUCUGGGAUGUGUGGAAAAAACACGAGGCCUGAAGCACAGAAGAGGGGAGAGGUUGGGCUCCACGGCCUGAAUGAGAACUGCCAGGGGAGGGUCCUGACCCGCUGCUCUUCAGCACCACUGCUGAAGACACAGGCCCAGCAGGACUCUCCUGCCCGGGCAGGGUCCAAGGUCCCUUCCAACUCCGUUAUUUGGAGUCUCUCGCUGCAGGCAGCCUUGGGUCCCCCUCUUGGCCCAGGAGAAUCGGUCAGUCCUCCUGGACACGUGGCCUUGCAGUUGGCUUUCUCUUCAAGGAAGGUCAGCGUUUCAUUGAAGAACAUUAUUCUAUAGAUUUCUUUAUUUACCAAAUUUAUAUGGCCGCCCAUCUCAUGGAAAGUGUCUCUAGGCGGCAUAAAACAGAUAGAUCAUCUCAGGGUUGAAACAAAGACGUGGAAGGUUGGGAAGCUGCAGUUUUCAUGUAGAAACGUCUGCAGUUCCAGAAAGCCAUGUUUACAUGUUUGUUGUUCUGUCCUGGGGGGCGGUGGUGAAGAAAUGGGGUGACCCUCUUGAGCGAGGCAGACAGAGUCUGGUCCAACCUGCCACCAUUUUCCAGGCUCUUGUUUCCAGCCUGGAUUUCAUCCUUUCAAACGAUCCAUCUUCUCUCAGGCUAUCUAAAAUCUUGUAGGUGGAAUCUCUCCUGGUGAACUGUGAUUGUGUAUUCAGUCUAAAUUUCAGUUCUUAAGAAAGAAUCCGUGUAGGGCCUGGGGCAGAGAGUAAGCAGAAUCCUCCUGAUUCAUCUGCUAAGCAUGCCUGUCAAGAUCUCCAGAAUGUUCCUGGGUGACAGGAUCUCCUUGGUCCCGAAUCUUCAGUGAACAGGUCUUUUCAAAGAGAAAUCUCCAGCGAGUGGCUUGGGAAAGAAAAACUGCAUCCAGAUCCUACUACAUUGGUCUGCUGGAAGCACAGCUGGUUGGCUCAGAUAACAGAAAAGCACCCGCCUUUUGAAAAUCCAAUAAAUCUUCUCUUAGAUAGUUGUAAUAUCCCCCCCCCCCACACCAAAGUUUCUUUCUAGGGCUUUUUACUGUUGCAUCCUUGAGAGAAUAAUUCCUCAGAGGUGUUUGGAUGUCAAAUUGGUACAUCACGCUACAUAGGCAGAGAAAUAUCUAGCUAGCUCAGUGAUAAAUAGAGCAUUUUGCAAAUAGAGUGAGAAGUGCACAUAACAAUUGUUUCCCCCCCCCCCCAAAAAAAAGAUUUGGGUAAAGUAGUGUGUGUAACUUAAUACUCCAUUGCGAAUAAAUGCAAGCCCAAGUUUUCUAGGGAUUCAACAGAGACCCCAAAAUGUGACCACUCCCCAGCCUAAAGGAGAAAGCAUCUCCUAGGCAGAGUAGCCUAACCCUUCAUACACAAAACUGUUGGUUACAAGUGUACUGCUAAGUGUGUUGAAAGUACAAUUAAGGGUGAUCAUAAUGCUUGGGCAUCAGUGUCUAUCAAGCCACUCUUCUCAGCUGGCACGCACCAGAUGUGCGAGGCCUGGAGCUCUAAAAAUACUAGGAGUCAGUUCCCCGCACAUCUGGGGGAGGUGCUGGAGCUGGGAAGAUUACAGAAGAGUUUACCAUUUAGGAAUACAAUUUGCCUAGUGUGUAUGAUGGUGAAAAACCAGAUCACAAAGAACUGAAUGGGAAGCUGGUCAAUUUACCAUGUCAUGUAUAAACUUAUAGUUGGAUCAAUUUAACCUAACAUCACCACAUUACAACAAUUUCUGCGCUGAGUUGUUUUCUGUUGUUAAUAUUUGAAGGAUGUGGACUUCUGGGCAAUCUCUUUUGCACCUACCAAGUGGAUUCUUCCAGGAGGUGCCCUCCUGAAUUGAUACACUCAUGAAUAACCAAUUCAUCCCCAUGACAUCCAAGUUGACCUAUUGAGUUCUUUGGUGAUUCUGUCCUGCACACCCUCUAAAUUGUAUGAAAUAGAUAUGAAGACUCACUCCUAUAGGCAGCUAUGACUUCUUCUGUUUCGGUCUCUUUGGAACCCUGGAUUCUGAUGCAUACUUGUCCCUUGGGAGUCCAUUGUAAUCCUCCUCAGUGCUUCUGGAGGUGCUUGCCCUACAGCUUGCUCAAAAGAAGCAUUGAGCAGGCACGUCUCCUGGUGAGCAUCCUUGUAUGAUAUUCAUGUAUCCAAGCACCUGCUUGUUGCAUUCAUGUAUUAUGCAUUUUAGAUGUACAUGCACACCAAUGAAGGUGUUUAAAUAGGAAGUUUUUAUUGGACUCGCUUUACUAAAAGCUGGGAAUUGAUACGGCCGUCCUCCCUGGAGGCCACCUGGAAGGAUUCAUUACAUGUCAAAAUCUAUACUUGGUAUUGAUGUCACCCAGCAGCUAACAUACAUUGUGUGAGUUGGCUAUCAGAAGUGGAUCAUAAGCAUUUUCAACACACAAAGUAAUAGUUACAGGUUUUAAAACUCAACCAUUUUCACGUAUGCACCCACACUGAAAGGAUUAUGAAUGAACAAUCUGUCCAUUCACAAUUGUAGACAUCUUUAAAAAUCUUACAUUGAUAGUUGGAUCUGCUGGUCUAAAACAGAUACAGGAUUCAGGUAAAAUUUUGUUUGUUUCUCUGUUCUGUAUACACUCAACGGCAGUUUUUAUCUUCAUCUGCAUAUUUAAACCCAAAUGCAUGAUUAAGCACUUAAUACUGUAUAAAUAAUAUUUUGAGACAUAUCUACAAAAACAAACCCACAAAUGUUUGCUUUAAACUUUUGUUGAUAGAAAAAAGUAUAUAAUGACUACUAUUGUCUUCAGAUUGUAUUGUAUUUUUCAUUUUUGUUAACGAUAAUGAAGAGAAGAGGAAGAAGAGAGAGGGAAUGAGAGAAAGAUGCUAAGGGAGUGAUGGAACUGAGUGUUUGCCUAUGUUGAAAUGUACAUACCUGUCAGAGAAAACACGUGCCAAGUAUAACAAAAUGUACAAAAUGUAAAUACAUGAAAAAUUUCAUUUUUCUAAUAAAGAUGAUUUCUGCCA
This is a messenger RNA of Crotalus tigris (Tiger rattlesnake), 10506 nucleotides long. It is a transcript of the gene GRIN2A, whose product is annotated as glutamate ionotropic receptor NMDA type subunit 2A. The transcript is spliced from 14 exons. Lineage: Eukaryota; Metazoa; Chordata; Lepidosauria; Squamata; Viperidae. Gene Ontology annotation, molecular function: NMDA glutamate receptor activity; transmitter-gated monoatomic ion channel activity involved in regulation of postsynaptic membrane potential. The record is from RefSeq and is a predicted model, not a curated record. Gene Ontology annotation, cellular component: postsynaptic density membrane; postsynaptic membrane; NMDA selective glutamate receptor complex. Gene Ontology annotation, biological process: synaptic transmission, glutamatergic; monoatomic ion transport; long-term synaptic potentiation. Bases 163 to 4590 code for a protein of 1475 amino acids.